This is a messenger RNA of Saccostrea echinata, 1191 nucleotides long. RefSeq lists its product as uncharacterized. The coding region runs from base 1 to 1191 and encodes 396 amino acids. The record is from RefSeq and is a predicted model, not a curated record. Lineage: Eukaryota; Metazoa; Mollusca; Bivalvia; Ostreida; Ostreidae. The transcript has 2 exons.
AUGAACACAUUUAUUUCUGGGACUUUCUUCUUCGUCUUUUUCUGUCAUACUGGACAUUUACAGAGAAAUGGCCAUGGUAACUCCAUUUUUCAAAACCAAGCGAGGUUUCCACGAUGUACGUCGGUCUGUAGUUCUAUUCCAUUGAGCACUCCUAGACACUGCAUCUCAAAUGGAAGAUUGUAUUGGUUUCGCGGAAGAUUUUGCCGAGGAUGUGAUUGGGUCAGAUCAGGGUGCGCCAACACAUGUAAUGGAGUAAACUGUGCAACAGACAAUAGUCCUCCUUACUGCUAUAGGAACUGCCCUUACAUUAGUCGAGGAAUGCCAAGACAUUGUAUUAUACCAGGUGCAAUUGUUAACAAUCAAGGUUUUCUAUGUAGAUUAUGUGACAGAAUCCAACCGACAUGUUCAAGAUUGGCAUCUCGUUUUAUUCCACGUUGUCCAGUUAGAUGUAAAGAAGUGAUGAACGGAACCCCUGAACACUGUAUCACGCGAGGACGAGUGAUGAACUAUCGUGGUCGGCCAUGUAGGCUAUGCGACACGGUUGAUUUCGGUUGUGUGAGAAAAGGUCUUUCCAUUUGUGCUGAAGCCCUGGAAACCUGCAAGACGGCACCAAAGGGUAUGCCGGAUUUUUGCAUAUCUCAAAACAUUACAAGUACACCAGCGACACCGCCAUGUUUAACGUGUCCAAUCAUUAGUAAUUCCAGUAUGUGCAGAUUCCCGCCUUGCCAAAGAUGCACACCACUUACAAACAUAACUACGGUUCCACCUGAAUGUAUCAAAGAUGGCGAUAUUGUGCAAAUUCCUGGAUACCACUAUAGAUGUAGCCUCUGUCCUUACAUUGACCCCUUUUGUUCUGAACUUGAAGUUACUAUCUGUGGAAAUCAGAUGGCAAAUUGUGUCGGCACACCAGUCGGAACACCUCAGCGAUGUAUCGACCAAUCUGUGCAUAUAUUUUUAGGAAGUCCCUGUCUUUCCUGUCCGAUCCUGAAAACCGAAGAACCCGGAUGUGUAAAGGAGGCAUAUGAUAUUUGCUCGGGGUUUGUGUGUCCGCGUGUUACAAGACAAACUGUCAUGUGCUUUGACAAAGGCCCUUUUUCGAAUGCCCCGAAUGCCACAUGCAAAACUUGUCCAAUUUUACACAGGCACAAACAUAAUUUGUGUGCAACAAUCAAUUCCUACCAGCGAUUUUGA